Molecule: messenger RNA, 1053 nt
Organism: Pristis pectinata (smalltooth sawfish)
Lineage: Eukaryota; Metazoa; Chordata; Chondrichthyes; Rhinopristiformes; Pristidae
Product: basic proline-rich protein-like
Exons: 2
Coding region: 1-1053 (350 amino acids)
Source: RefSeq, a predicted model, not a curated record
AUGUCGCGGCCCCGGGACCUCCCCUCCCCGGGCCCCGCCCCUCCCGGGACCUCCCCUCCCCGGGCCCCGCCCCUCCCGGGACCUCCCCUCCCCGGGCCCCGUCCCUCCCGGGACCUCCCCUCCCCGGGGCCCCGCCCCUCCCGGGACCACCCUUCCACAAGCCCCGCGCUGGGACACCCCCUCCCCAGGCCACACCCUCUCCACAGGCUCCGCCCCUGGACACGCCCCACAUCCGUGGGCUCCAUCCAUUCCCAGACCCCGCCCCUCUCUGACCACGCCCCCAGAGUCCACGCACAGCAGGAUCCCAUCACUGAGGGAGGAGCGGCGGAAUCAAUGGGUCAGUGGCCACCGGUCCUGGGAACCCUUCCUGUCCUCGACCCGGAGAGCCCAGCAUCACCUCCCACCGACAGCAGGGGCCGUGGGACGGGGAGCGCGGUACCUGUGACCGGGCUGCAGUCCCUCACUCUUCCCCUGAGCAGUGGUACCGGGACCGUGUGCUCACCGACACCUCCGCUCCUCCAGAACGGACACCCCACGCCCGUCACUGUAAUUCCCCAUCCCACUCCCUCCCUGACCGCUGUCUGUGGCCCCCUGAACUGUUCCAACAGUUCCCAACGCCAGCUCCAGGCCCUGCACCCUCAGUCUGACCUGCUGCACCUUGGGUCCCGAUAUCGGGUUCAACAACGGAGGUCCCAGCUCUCGGUGAUUCACUACUCUCCUACCACAGCAAGGAAACUGAAAGAGAAGUGGCUGGGCUCACUCGGCAGGGUUUCCUCAGACACCGGGAGGAAGCUGGGUCAGUGCGUCAGUGAGGACCAGGGCAGAGACCGCACCCUGCGGUUGGUUCUGUACAAUACCAUCAUUAACACACAGUUCAGGGUGAAGGUGACAGAGAGAGGAGACGCCCAAAUAAAUCGUACACACCGGCAGAAAGAUACAGUGACAGGAAAUGGGAACCUGAGAGAGAAACAUACACAGCACCAGAGAGAGAGCGACAGUCAUACAGAAAGGGUGGAGGAGACAGAUGGAAACUGUGAAAGGGUGAGUCAGUGA